CCACUACUACAUUGAAAAGACUAAUCUUCUUUCUUGUUACCAUUAUCUAAUCCAUUCUGCGAGAUGGGAUGAAUGUCACCAAGAUGGCCCGCAAAAGGAUCUCCUCAUGCGAUCUGGGCUUCACAUCUGCUGAUUGCGGGUCAUGCAAGGUGAUUUGAUAACAUUUUCGUGCAACAUAACCUCGGAGCUUUUUUGAAGAUUUCAUAUAUAAUAAGGUCAAAUCAACAGAUAUUUUUUCUUCGGCAGCAUCUUUAUUUGCAUCUUCUCUACUCUAUUCAUCAGAUCUAUAUUUCAUUCCUCCUCACAGUCACUCAUUGUACCUGUAUUUUCACCAUGCAUAUGCAACAAUUCCUCGUCACGGCAGCCUGCCUCGCCACCACUACGCUUGCCAUUCCCUUAGAUGGUCGUGGUAGUUCUACUUCUCCUGCCAACGCAAAGGUUACUCUUGCAGAAGCAUUCACCUCCGGCGCUGGUAACAAAGACCCCAAAUCUACCACCAAUACCGGUGUUGGCAAAGGUACCGACACUUACAAAUGCUACUAUGGCGGUUGGCAAUCAUUCCCACCAUCUUCCAAGUGGGUGUCUUUUGAGGCUAUGUGGAAUAAUUCUAUCACGUACCUCAAGGAAUCAUGUGCCAGUACUGGCUCCUUUGGUUCUGGCGAUAGCCAAACACAGAUUAAUGACAUGUAUAACUCAAUCUUGACCGUCGCUACCGCUAGUUUGGUGGACCCAAGAUUUAUCUUCGCCACGAUCUUGCAGGAGAGCAGCGGAUGUGUCAAUAUUGACACCAGCACAAACCCUGACCCAAGUCAACCUGAUAACCCGUAUGUUCUGAUUUUUCCUAUUCAUUUCAACCUUAAACAAUUUAUUUGAUAAAGACCACUAACCAUAUUCCAGCGGCCUCAUGCAAUCCGUGGGCGGUGCAAAAUUCGUCGGAAACUCCGCAUCUGCAUCCUCUCAGGCUUCAUCCAUUCACCAAAUGAUUGUCGAUGGAACUCAAGGCACAAUCAAAGGUGAUGGUCUUGUCCAAGGCAUCAAUCAAUUCGGAAACAUUUACGAAGCUGCUAGAUACUACAACUCUGGGGAGGUCGACAAAAGCAAUUUGAAUGAUGCCGAGGGAGCUACUGCAAGCUAUGUUAACGAUAUCGCGAACAGAAUGACGGGAUGGUUGAAUGCAGAACAAACUUUCGAUUCUUGUUAGAUAUAGAUGGAGUUGAGUUUUGGAAUGGGGUGUGGAGUAAUUUUGGGUAUGAGGGUAUGCGGAAGAUGCAAGAGAUGAAGUGGAACUGUAUGAGGGGUCAUUGUGCUUUGAGUUGUGUGGUAUAAUUUGUGCUUUGGAAUUGAUCUGUACUUGGAGCUGGAGAACUUCACAUUUGUAAACUUUUAGGGAAAUUAAUUCAUUAAAAU
Molecule: messenger RNA, 1407 nt
Organism: Sclerotinia trifoliorum
Lineage: Eukaryota; Fungi; Ascomycota; Leotiomycetes; Helotiales; Sclerotiniaceae
Source: the annotation of a GenBank genome assembly